Bombyx mori (domestic silkworm) is the source of this 5220-nucleotide messenger RNA. It is a transcript of the gene Ptp36E, whose product is annotated as receptor-type tyrosine-protein phosphatase kappa. The record is from RefSeq and is a predicted model, not a curated record. Gene Ontology annotation, biological process: protein dephosphorylation. The coding region runs from base 333 to 2405 and encodes 690 amino acids. Gene Ontology annotation, molecular function: protein tyrosine phosphatase activity. Lineage: Eukaryota; Metazoa; Arthropoda; Insecta; Lepidoptera; Bombycidae. The transcript has 17 exons.
AGUCACCGCCCGCCGUUCACGCCGCGACGACGCAUCGCCGAUCGCCACUCGCCAGCUAAAUUUACACGCCACUGACUGUCUUCCAGAACACGGUCGGAGCUGUUAUAGUGAAGUGUUGUUUAGUCCAGUGAGUGUUAGCUCUGUGAGGUCCUGUCGCCUUUGAGUGUGAAUUCUGCAAAAACAAAAACCCUACGGAGAAUGCUACCUUUAUGAUACAAAAGUGAAGUUUUGAUAUGAUCUUUAUUAAAAUUAUUUAUACACGUGUAUAGUGUGCGUGUCGUGAAAUGUGCUUAUACUGAACGUGUUAUAGUGAAUUCGUAAUUUGAUUCGAGAUGUCUUCACGGACGGGUCCCAGGGGUACCUCGGUGGCUACUAGCCAGAGGAAGCAUCGAUCCAAGUCUUCGACCAGGUAUGAUAUGGAGAAGAAACCGAAGAAGAAGGACAUGCGAACAUCGGGAACAACAAGUUUGGUCUCAAUACCCAACAGCAUCAAACUUACGAUGUUGAAUAGCGGCCUCAUAUCUUUUGACCGCGUGACCUUUAAGCCAGAGACGGACGAGAAUGGUUCCAUAUCCGAGACGAUACCGGACCGACCUGUCGAGCUAAAGAACUUCACGAAGCUCUGCGAACAGCGACGGAAGUUUCCAGUGCUUUACAAACUCGAGUUUCAGACUGCGAUCAAGGUCGAGAUGCAGUUGUGCCGGCACGCAACGAAGAAGACAAAUCUACACAAAAAUCAGAAUCAAAAAGUUAUACCUUAUGAUUACAACAGAGUGGUGCUAGACACUAUAGACCGGGAACCAGACUCGGAUUAUAUAAACGCUUCUUACAUAGAUAGUUUAUUAAAGCCUAAGGCGUACAUAGUAACUCAGGGGCCAACCGAAGACACAGUCGUGGAUUUCUGGCGGAUGAUCUGGCAGGAACGAGCCGCCGCCAUUGUCAUGCUCACUAAGACAUUCGACUUCAUUAAAGUUAUGUGCGUCCAGUAUUGGCCACCAAACAAAGAGAAAGAUGAAACGUACGGAGACAUCAGCGUCGGCAUCGUGCAAGAAGAGGAACUCGCCAAUUUCUUCAUAAGAACCUUCCGACUUUAUAAGACUGAGAAGGGUGUGGUGAUAGAAGAGAGGUUCAUUCUGCAGUUCCAUUAUACGCAGUGGCAUUCUCACACGUGUCCAUUCAGCAACGCGCUCCUCGAGUUCAGGAGACGUGUCAGAGCGGUGGUUGGCAGGAGGCUGGCCGUCAACCCUGCAGCAGGACCCAUGGUCGUGCACUGCAAUGAUGGUGGAGGUAGAUCGGGCGUGUACUUAGCUAUCGACGCGAAUUUGGAACUAGCUGAAGAGGAAGACAGCUUUGAUGUCUUCGGAUGUUUGAAAAAACUCCGGGAAUCCCGAAAAGGGCUUAUUGAAAACGAGGAACAAUACAAAUUUGUCUACGAUACGUUAGAGGAACACGUCGUCUGCGGUAUUUCAUGGUUUCCAGUCUCCGAACUGUCGCAAAGGCUGAAGCAAAAAUCCCAGAGGGACCCCGUCACGAAGCUCAAUGAAUACCAAAAGGAAUACCAGCAAAUAUGUAAACAAACACCGAGGUUCACGAUAGGGGAUUGCGCUGGAGGCCAUCGAGGUGAUAAUCGGGAAAAGAACCGCGAUGUGCUAGUGGUGCCCCCUGACAAUUUUCGUCCCUAUUUGACAUCAUUUCAAGGAAACAGUUUCACUGAUUACAUCAACGCCGUGUUCGUGGAUGGAUACACCAAGCCUCGUGAGUACAUAGUGACGGAAUGGCCUCUGAUGAUGACUCAAGGGGAGUUUUGGUCUUUAGUAUACGAUUAUGAAUGCGCUGCGGUCGUUGUUUUAUGUGUUCCACCGAAGAAUUCUCAACAAUACCCGCCGUUUUGGCCCGAGGGACGGCAUUCUAAGAAAUAUGGACCAGUUUUUACAAUAGAUCACGUAUCUCAUAAUCAUUAUACUAAUAUUAAGACUUGGAUAUUUAGGAUCAAUAAGAAGAUAAUUUCACUGACUGAACUGAUGGCUGGAGUCAAAGCUCCAACGAAAACAGUGCAACUAUUCCAAUUGACGUGUUGGCCAAUGGGCCACAAGGUUCCGUCAUCGACCAAUUCACUAGUGGAGCUGAUGAACAUGGUGGAACGCUGGCGACAGCGGACAGACUACGGACCAGUCUGCGUUGUAUCACCGGAUGGACGCAGCCGGGCCGGGGUCUACUGCGCAGCCAACGCGUGCAUCGAACAAGUCAUAAAGCACGGCGAGGUGGACGUGUUUCAAGCUGUGAAGACUGUUCGACGACACCGGCCACAGCUCGUCGAGAACAUGACCGAAUACAAGUACUGCUACGAUCUAGUUCUCCAUUACGUGUUGCACUAUUUAAAUAAAGAUAUGAACGAAAAAAAGUGAGAGUGCGAACUCAAAGACGAACUCUGGUUCAUCGAGUUCGGGCGCGGCGCGGCGCUACCCACGACGCCGGAGGAGACCAGCCCCUCCGCGGCGCCGCGCGACCACAAGCGGCCCCAGCGCCCUCGCCGCGGGCUCUCUCUGGACCGCCUGCUGCCCGCGCCCGCUCGUCCUCAGCUGCCGCACGCCGCUACCGUCGAAGCCCCUCGUCGUCCCCGUCGGGACCGCCCUCCGCUGCGUCGCUCUAUUCGCCUUGAAGACGACGACGCCGCGGCGGAUGAACGCAGGCGAGCCUUUGGCCGCGGACCUCGAGCCCCCUCCUUCGACGAAGGCGACGUCAGCGACGAGCACGAGGAAUGCGAUUGCGCCCGCGUCUCUCUCGAGCGCUCCGGCCCUUCCACCGAAGCGCCCGACGAAGAUGACUACGAACCAGAAUUUGUCGCCUCUCCGCCGUACCUGUGCGAUAGGCCGACGCCGGAACUGCCGCCUCGAGCCGGUUCCUCGGAUCGAGUUUUGGAACCCCGAGAUGCACCCCGCGGUCCGUCGCGUGCCCAUUCGCAAGGUGUUUUCGAAAGACGAUUGCCAAAAAUUUAUAAAUUCGGUUUAAUGGACAAAUCGAAACGAGCCAGUUCGAGCGCUCUUUACGAACGGGCCCCUCGCUCUCCGACCGAAGCUUUUUAUAACGCUACCGGAUCUACGAGACUGAGCUCCCAAGAGCUUUUCGAGAAAUUCUGUUCAGAGGAUUUUACCUCCUUAUAUGGACGCGAAGAUGAUCGGCGCAAGCGACCGCCACACUCGAAAUCGACCGGCAGCAGCGGCUCCGACGUCCGACACGAACGUACGUGCUGUCGACGCACACCGUGCAGCUCCCAGCCUGCUCUCGGCCGCCGCCACAUGUGCCAUGCAGCAAGAUCUGACCGCUCGACUGAUUCCGAGGACAUGUCACCGCACCGCGCCGGAAUGAGACCGUUACCACUGGAGUCAGAUCGUGAUGGUCAACAAUCUAACUGUUCACGUUCUGCGCCUCUUUUGAGUCCGGACCGUUUUGAAGCUCGUUUCACAUUCGACAUCUCGGAACGCAGCGAAGCCACAUCAAACCGAGACGAGACCCCUUCGGAUGCUACCGAAACGAGGAAUCUGACUCUUUACGAAGAACCACAUUCGGAUCGAACCAGUCUCUGUGAGCUUUAUGACGCUGCGUUUUCUUCACAACGACCUUCAUUUCGAAGAGACGGAUCUCGUCGUCACGCGGGUGUCGUAGAUUUGAGCGCGCUUAAUUUUCGCGCCAUUGACGACGAAAGUCCCCGUGCCAGUCGACGCACAUCCCAACGGAGCGUCGAUGAAACGCUACGUCAGAAUUCUGAGACGCGCAGCUGGGCAUCAGAUUCCGUAUUCACGACUCCGGAACGACGUUUCCCUGCGGCAUCUUCGCCAUCCUCCGAUGGCACACAUCUCUCUGUUACCGCGCAAGCUGAAUCCCCGCGUGCUGAUUCAGCUGCGGCCGACUCCACCAUCGCCGACACGACUGUCGUCGAAGAGGAACCGCCAAGCGUGAUAGAACGAACAGAAUACACACUCGCUCUGAAGCUCGGACGUAUUGACCUGGAAGACGAACCGUCCGAGAGAAACUCCACACCGGCGGGGGGAAGUGCGCGUCUUUCGAGUCGCCCAUCGAUGCACAAGCUAGAACCAAUCGAGCCGGAGCGUCUGUGCGGUGGCGCUAGUGAGGCGGCGAGUGUGCGGUCAGUGCGCGCGGUGCUGCGGCGUCGCGGUGCCAGCGAGCCGCGCCGAUCCUCGCGCUGCUUCCCGCUCUGACUGCGCGCGGCGGUGACGACUCCUGCGUUACAUCGCAGUCGUCGCCGCAAACCGCCGCCCCUCCUCGUGCCUUCCCACCAUCUCCCUCUCUAUCGUCUUCGGCUAACGCCGUAUCUUCGAGCGCGUCACUAUCCGGCGUCAAACGGUACAUUUGCGUUGGAUAUCCGACGACAAUUUCGAUCAUUUAGAUAGAAUAGUCUCCUUGUAUUAUAGCAUCUCUCCCUCUAGUUGUCGUUCGUACACUUAAUUGUCGUGACUGCCAAAUUUUUACAAUGAUCAUCUUAGUUGUCUCAAGAGUAGUUAGGUAGGUAGCGUAGGGCCCUCUAUCGAUAUCGAUAAAUAGGCAGUGCCUGAUUGAAACACUACGUGCGUAGAGCGUAGAUUCUAAAUUUCGUAGAUAGAAAUUGAUCCCGAGACUCGCUGCGGGCGCCUCGGAUGCAGUCCACGACUGACACAGGGUCAAGUGUUUAGAGAACUAAUUACAUUUAACUCACCCGCUCACACUGGUGUCCGAAAAUUUGUAUUAAAGAACCGUAAAUUUAAUCUUUUCCUACUUAUGGCACUACUUUUAAUGUAUACAAAUAGUUUACGUAUAGAAUUUUUAAAGGAAACAAUCCUAGUGUGAUCACUAAUGAAUGAAACUAGUCCCAUGUGCCCACACCGGUGUGAACUGGAUUUUAUGUCGUCAUAAUUGUAAUGUACGACAGACUACCUAGCUAGAACUUUAGAUUUAAUAUUAUAUAUUUUAGAGUAACAAUAAAAUAUUGUAUACAUACGUGCUUUUUAUAAAAAGCUGAAACUAUAGUUUCGAAGCGAGAUCUAAACACAACACGGAGCACCAGAAUAAAAGGAAAUAUUUGUAUGAAAUAAUAUGAACGUGUAAUAUUAAAUAAAACUAAGUGUUGUUUUUUUAAAGGUUUGAAUGUCGUGUUCGUCGAUGUUGUUCAAUAUUUAUCUAAUUUAUUCCAAUGUGUUUCGAAAAUAUUAAAUAUUUUGUGUGCGA